AUGCAUCUAUACCUAUCCAGUAACGAGCCGUGGAACGCGACGUACGCCAACGAAGAAGGGCAACCAAUCUAUAAGACAUCAUCGCCCCGGAUGGUGCUCAGCAGGAAAAUAAGCGUCCAUAAAAUUAUUCCCAACGCGUCGGAGGAGGAUCUGCAAGACCGGUUUGCGCAUCUCGCGGAGGUGGAGUAUAAACGAUUCACUCCGAGUCGGAUAAGAUAUGGGGGUGAUGAUUUGCUCACGAGUGAGUAUUUUAGAAAGACGAAGGAGUGGGGGGAUCUUGGGAAAGGUCGAAUUUUCACAGGGCCGGAUGGGAAAGAGUAUAAGUGGAAGCUGGGGAUGCGAGUUCCAGAGCUUGUGACGAAUGACAGAAGCGAGAGACCGGUUGCCAUAUACCGACGUGGACGAAUUGGAGUUGUGCGAGAAGCGCGCCCCCCUUCGCUGGAGAUACUUCCAGAGGCUGAACAUAUGGUCGACCUUAUAGUGGUAACGUUCGUGUAUAUUGAAAAACUCAGAAUGGAUAGAGACAACCAGUCACAGCACAUGGUGACAGAAACAUAG
Messenger RNA from Laccaria bicolor S238N-H82, 558 nucleotides. RefSeq lists its product as uncharacterized. The transcript has 3 exons. Bases 1 to 558 code for a protein of 185 amino acids. Lineage: Eukaryota; Fungi; Basidiomycota; Agaricomycetes; Agaricales; Hydnangiaceae. The record is from RefSeq and is a predicted model, not a curated record.